Pelagomonas calceolata is the source of this 1223-nucleotide messenger RNA. The record is from the annotation of a GenBank genome assembly. Lineage: Eukaryota; Pelagophyceae; Pelagomonadales; Pelagomonadaceae.
AGCGCGGACCCGGCGGGGCUAAAUCCGUCGAUACGCACGAAUAAAUAUCAUCCGGACGCCGCCGCAGCGCAGCGGUGCUUUGGAGGUGCUUUGGUGCAGAGGUGUGAGCUACCAUGGCCGGCGUCACGGUCGUCGAGGACUUGGACGCCGAGAACCUGCUCGAACACCUUUGCCUCGAAGAGGAGGCCAAGGAGGUCCGGGGCUGGGUCGCCGAGAAGACGCCGCGGCCCGCCGGCCUGGACAAGCGCCUGAGCAGCGCCGCGAAGCUGCGCGGCAAGGGCAACGUCGCCUACGAGCGCAAGGAGUGGGACGCGGCCGUGUGGCUCUACCUCGCGGCGCUGCACCACGUCGACUACUCGCUCAAGGACUCGCGCGCCGACAAGCUCGGCGACUCCGUCGUCGGGACGGCGAAGCUGCAGGAGGAGGUCGCCCGCGUCUGCGCGAAUCUGGCGGCGGCCUUCUCGGCGAAGGACGACGCCUACAACGCGGCGCGGUCGGCGGCGCUCGGCCUCGACUACGCCGAGAAGUGCCGGUCCGUCAAGGACGACAAGCGGGCGCUGCGGGCGAAGCUGCUCUACCGGCGCGGCGUCGCGCGCUCGCGGAACGCGGGCCGGCCGAACGCGGGGCCCAACGACACGGUCGAGGACGGGCUCGCGGACGUCAAGGAGGCCUGCCGCCUCGACGAGUCCCGGGACCGGGGCAUGCGCGAGGCCUACCGCAAGCUCAAGCGGCGCGCCGACGCGGAGCCGCCCGCCUACGCCGCGGGCUUCCUGAAGGCGGACCUGCCGCCGGGCGUCGAGGCCGUCGCCGACGACGACGCCUCCGAGGCGCCCGCCGCCGCCGCGCCGGCCCCGGCGCCCGCGCCCGCGCCCGCGCCGCCCCGGCCCGCGCGGUCCGCGCCGGCGCCGGAGCCGGAACCAUCGCGGCGGCCCGGCCGCGUCCGCCGGGUCCUGAACGCGCUGAGCCGCGGCGUCGAGCGCAUGCCGCCCCGGCGCCGCGACCGCGUUGUGGUCAUACUCGUCUCGACGCCCAUCGUCGCGGUCUUCGCCGCCGUCAGCUGGGCCUGGCGCGACACGCGGAGCCCGCACCAGGUCGUCAACAUCGUCGCGAUCUUCGCGCUCAUCGUCGCGCGGCUCGUCGACACGUACCGCAAGUUCCGGCGCGCGGCGGAGAAGCGCCGCGUCGUCCGGGGAAUGCUUGCGACGAAGAAGAAGCAUGCGUAA